GUCAGCACACCAUGUGGACACAACUUCUGCAAGAACUGCAUCACUGAAUACUGAAAUACUAAUUACCAGUACCUGUGUCCAAUGUGUAAAGAGAUUUUUACCAAUAGACCUGAUUUCAGAGUCAACACUUUCAUCUCCGAGAUGGUCGCUGAGUUCAGGCAGUCAGCUCAACAGAAAUCCAGCAGCAGCAGCUUAGUGUCCAAACCAGGAAAAGUUCCCUGUGACGUCUGCACUGAAACCAAACUGAAGGCCCUGAAGUCCUGCCUGGUGUGUCUGACCUCCUACUGUGAGACUCACCUGGAGCCUCAUCUGACAAAGCCAGGUCUGAAAAGACAUCAGCUGAUCGACCCUGUGGAGAACCUGGAAGACUGGAUAUGUACGAAGCACGAUAAACCUCUGGAGCUGUUCUGUAAGACCGACCAGACAUGUGUCUGCACACUAUGCCCUCUUUUAGACCACAAAACACAUGAAUUUGUUCCUCUGAUAGAAGAAUAUGAAAAAAAAAGGCAGAGCUGGGAAAUACAGAAGCUGAAAUCCAGCAGAUGAUCCAGAAGAGACAACAGAAGAUUCAGGAGAUCAAACAGUCAGUCGACCUCAGUGAGAAAGAUGCAGACAGAGAGAUCACAGAAGGUGUUCAGGUCUUCACGGCUCUGAAGGAGUCUGUUGAGAGAAAACUGAACGAGCUCAUCGACACGAUCAAAGAGAAGCAGAAAUCAACAGAAAAUCAAGCUGACGUUUUCAUCAAAGAGCUGGUACAGGAAAUUUCUGAGCUGAAGAAGAGAAGCUCUGAGGUGGAGCAGCUCUCACGCUCUGAA
This is a messenger RNA of Plectropomus leopardus (leopard coralgrouper), 815 nucleotides long. NCBI's taxonomy places the organism in Eukaryota, Metazoa, Chordata, Actinopteri, Perciformes, Serranidae. The record is from RefSeq and is a predicted model, not a curated record.